This is a messenger RNA of Anopheles moucheti, 1393 nucleotides long. RefSeq names its product polyubiquitin-like. Gene Ontology annotation, cellular component: nucleus; cytoplasm. The transcript has 2 exons. Bases 64 to 1221 code for a protein of 385 amino acids. Gene Ontology annotation, biological process: protein ubiquitination; modification-dependent protein catabolic process. Lineage: Eukaryota; Metazoa; Arthropoda; Insecta; Diptera; Culicidae. The record is from RefSeq and is a predicted model, not a curated record. Gene Ontology annotation, molecular function: protein tag activity; ubiquitin protein ligase binding.
UGUCCUUGGGCUGAACUAGCGUUAAUUAUCGAAUUAAUAGGAUCUGAGCUAAACGGCAGUACCAUGCAGAUCUUCGUGAAGAUGUUGACUGGCAAGACCAUUGCCGUAGACACAGAACCGGAAGCAACUGUGGAGAGUGUCAAGAAACAGAUUGAUGAGCGUGAAGAAAUUCCUCCAAACCAGCAGCGCAUGAUCUUCGCUGGCAAACAACUGGAAGAUGGCCGCCAGCUACAGGAAUACAGUAUCAUCAAGGGAUCUACGGUUCAUCUGGUCCUGCGUCUUAAGGGUGGUAUGCAGAUCUUCGUGAAGAUGUUAACUGGCAAGACCAUUGCCGUAGACACAGAACCGGAAGCAACUGUGGAGAGUGUCAAGAAACAGAUUGAUGAGCGUGAAGAAAUUCCUCCAAACCAGCAGCGCAUGAUCUUUGCUGGCAAACAACUGGAAGAUGGCCGCCAGCUACAGGAAUAUAGUAUCAUCAAGGGAUCUACGGUUCAUCUGGUCCUGCGUCUUAAGGGUGGUAUGCAGAUCUUCGUGAAGAUGUUGACUGGCAAGACCAUUGCCGUAGACACAGAACCGGAAGCAACGGUGGAGAGUGUCAAGAAACAGAUUGAUGAGCGUGAAGAAAUUCCUCCAAACCAGCAGCGCAUGAUCUUCGCUGGCAAACAACUGGAAGAUGGCCGCCAGCUACAGGAAUACAGUAUCAUCAAGGGAUCUACGGUUCAUCUGGUCCUGCGUCUUAAGGGUGGUAUGCAGAUCUUCGUGAAGAUGUUGACUGGCAAGACCAUUGCCGUAGACACAGAACCGGAAGCAACUGUGGAGAGUGUCAAGAAACAGAUUGAUGAGCGUGAAGAAAUUCCUCCAAACCAGCAGCGCAUGAUCUUCGCUGGCAAACAACUGGAAGAUGGCCGCCAGCUACAGGAAUACAGUAUCAUCAAGGGUUCUACUGUUCAUCUGGUCCUGCGUCUCAAGGGUGGUAUGCAGAUCUUCGUGAAGAUGUUGACUGGCAAGACCAUUGCCGUAGACACAGAACCGGAAGCAACUGUGGAGAGUGUCAAGAAACAGAUUGAUGAGCGUGAAGAAAUUCCUCCAAACCAGCAGCGCAUGAUCUUCGCUGGCAAACAACUGGAAGAUGGUCGCCAGCUACAGGAAUAUAGCAUAAUCAAGGGUUCUACUGUUCAUCUUGUUCUACGGCUGAAGGGUGGUAUGCAGCUCAUUGAUUGAACUUGUUAUAACAUUGAUGAAAUAUUGAAAAAAGGCUCUAAACUCAUUCCGUUGAUGAGACAAAAUGCAAAGCAAACAAACUGCCAAACCAAAAACUAGAUCGAAAAUCGCACAGAUUCAACAAGACAAAGUUUGAAAAACUGUGUCAGUGAAGUUCAAUAAAUAAUAACCC